AUGGUCUUCAGGCGCCUCGGUCCUAAACUUCUUGGCCUUUCUCAAUACUCCACUAUGGCUUCCAAACAAUCUGCUCUGGACUUCUUGUCCUUUGUGAACGCUGCUCCAACCCCCUUCCAUGCCGUCCAUGAAGCCAAAGAGCUUCUGGCCAAGGCGGGAUUCCAGGAAAUCAAGGAGAAAGACUCUUGGGCGUCGACUUGCAAGCCGGGCGGCAAAUACUACUUGACUCGCAAUACCACUACCCUGGUGGCUUUUGCGAUCGGCAAGCAAUGGCAGCCUGGUAAUUCGAUCUCUAUGAUCGGAGCCCACACCGACUCUCCGGUGUUGAGGGUCAAGCCUGUGAGCAAGAAGAGCGGGGAAGGUUUCGUGCAGGUUGGUGUCGAGACAUACGGUGGCGGCAUCUGGCACACUUGGUUUGAUCGCGAUCUGGGUGUUGCUGGCCGGGUGAUGACCCGGGCAAGCGAUGGAUCUAUCGUCCAAAAGCUCGUCAAGAUUGACCGCCCCAUUCUUCGCAUCCCGACCCUGGCCAUCCACUUGGACCGUCAGGAAACCUUCUCUUUCAACAAGGAAACCCAGCUGUUCCCCAUCGCUGGCCUCAUUGCUGCUGAGCUGAACCGCACUGGUGAGACUAAAGUCGCAGAGGCGGAUAAAGAUGCCGAUUUCUCGCCUCUCAAAUCUGUGACCGAGCGUCACCACCCUUACUUCGUUGAGCUGAUUGCUUCUGAGGCUGGUGUCAAGCCGGCUGACAUUCUGGACUUUGAAAUGAUUCUGUUCGAUACUCACAAGUCAUGCCUUGGUGGUAUGCUCGAAGAAUUCAUCUUCUCGCCUCGCUUGGAUAACCUGAACAGCACCUUCUGUGCCACUGUUGGCCUCAUUGAUUCUGUCGCUGAGGCCUCAGCCCUGGAUAACGAAGAUGCGAUCCGCCUGAUUGCUCUCUUCGAUCACGAGGAAAUCGGUAGCCGCACAGCCCAGGGUGCGGACUCGAACAUUCUUCCGUCGAUCAUCCGCCGCCUGUCUGUUCUCCCAUCAUCCUCUUCCAAGGAUGCCGAUCUGUCCACCGCUUAUGAGCAGACCUUGUCCACUUCAUUCCUUGUUUCUGCUGAUAUGGCCCACUCGAUCAACCCCAACUACUCGGGCAAGUACGAGCCGGAUCACAAGCCGGAAAUCAACAAGGGUCCUGUUAUCAAGAUCAAUGCCAACGCCCGUUAUGCUACUAACUCUCCCGGCAUCGUCUUGCUGGAGGAGAUUGCGCGCAAGACCACAAAGGAGACUGGAGUGCACGUUCCCUUGCAGCUCUUUGUCGUUCGCAACGACUCAAGCUGUGGCAGCACUAUUGGCCCCAUGCUGUCUGCUGCAUUGGGCGCACGAACUUUGGAUCUGGGUAACCCCCAGCUUAGCAUGCACAGCAUUCGCGAGACUGGAGGUACUCACGAUGUUGCCCAUGCCAUUCGUCUUUUCACUGGCUUUUUCAAGCACUACUCGGAAUUGUCCAAGAAUAUUCUUGUUGAUUAA
Messenger RNA from Penicillium salamii, 1512 nucleotides. The record is from the annotation of a GenBank genome assembly. Lineage: Eukaryota; Fungi; Ascomycota; Eurotiomycetes; Eurotiales; Aspergillaceae.